AGACGUAGCUUUGUAGCAAGACUUGGUGGCAGCAACCACAGUGGUUUUAGUUACCAGGAAAAGACACAUAAUAAACACUGAAGGGUUUCCUGCCUGAACUUCAGGCAAGAAGUAUACCAACACUGACAAAAAAACAAAAAGAAAAGUCCACUCCAAUUUCCACACAACUUUGUAAAUAAACCAAAGGGUUUUGGACGUUCUGUUCUGUGGAGCGAUGGAUUAAAACUGGAUCUUUUCAGACCUGCAGAUCAGAGGUACGGCUUGUUAUACUGAAACAUUGCAUUGACUCAGUGAUGCUCCGGGGUUGCCCUGCUUCCUCUGGUACUGGGAAACUGCAGAAUGUGGUUUGUAAGAUGUAUUCAGUCAAGUACCAGACCAUCUUUAGGAAAAAUGUGGUACUACCAAUGAGGAAGCUCAAGUUCGGGGAUCAAUGGAAGCAGAAGGAUCCAAAGCAUAUCUCAAAAUCAGUCAAGACUUGGUUUCAGAAGAAGCCAAGGAAAAUAAAGUGACCCUAAUGGUCGCCUGAAUUAAGAAUAUGAAAGAAGUGGAAAGGAGUAGGCUAAGAUUCUCCAGGAAAGCUAUGAAUCAUGAAUGGCGAAGUUGAUAAAUUGUGCUGUACUAAGUAUGAAAGAUGCUAUUCUGAUGGAGGAAUGCAUUAUUUGUGAAACUGCAGUAGUUAUUGAAAACGGCAUCUUGUGUUUAAUUGUGAAACCUCCCAAUUGGGCAAUGCAAAUUGUUUCUGCUUGGUCUGUUCAUGGGGAAACAUGCAUUUUGCCAGGUGACCUAGUUUCCAACAGAGGUUGAGACUUCAUUUGUGUCCUUCCACAGACUGUAUCCAAACCCUCUCAUCGUCCUCCAACCGGGAAGAUUGCCACUGGCCUGCGCCUCGCAGCUGUUGCAGCUUGUUUUGACUGUAGCUCUUUACCUUGCUGUGUCAUAACUCGCAAUUAUCUCAGUCGACAAACCACAUUCAGGGUGGAAGUCAGCAAACAUGGGGUGAGCGUGACCGCAUAUCUUUCCCAACGAGAAGUUUGCUUCACCAUCCAUCUGCUUCUCAGUAAAGGCAUCAAUGAACUCAUGUUGUCAACAAGAAGAGGUGUAAGAGCUUUUCCAUCUUUUGUUUAGCCAGUGUGUCUGAGCGACAUCACAGACAGCUUUCAUUUCUCACAGCAGCAGAUCCCCGGCAUGUGCAGAGUCAAAUAAGCAAAGUGAGGAAGCAGCUCAGUCCUCUGCCACCUCUCAACAGGAAGGAACAGCUUCUGAACUGUGACUUGCCAAAACCUUACCACCUUUUAUCUUCAGUACCUCUUUAAGAGCCGCGACAUCUUUUGUUCUAAGGAGUCUACGGAAAUAUGCUCUGCAUGCCGCUAGAAAGGGGGAACUACUGCUCAUUCUCCUUAUGCCGCCCCUCCUCUUCUGAGGAACAAGAUCCCCUUCUAAACCCAACCUCCCCUAACCUCUCUACUUUUCAUGUUGUCUGCUUGGUUUUGUUUUGCCACAAACUGCUUGGAUGAGUGCAGGCGGUUCUCAGUGUGCGGACGGCUUGCUGAGACAGGACGUACAGCGUAAGGUCCUUGCUGGUCAUGGGAUGCUGCAGCGUGACUCAGAGGCAUACGGGAGUGGACGAAGUGGGUCCAGAUGAAAUUGAACUGCUGGAACUCUCUGGAGACAAUUUGGGAGUAUGGAGUCUGAGCGAAAACAGAGUUCAGCUGUCGGUGAGGAACAGCAGAGAUGAGCAGCAGCUGGCACCACAGCCGCCGUGUAAAGCCUCAGUGCGACACCUGGAACGGGAGGUGGUGCUGUGGGGCAGGACCAGAGAUGAGCUCCACCACAGGAUUUACUCUCAGCAGCCGAUCAGGGGCUGGGAGGGCCAACCCGCUCAUGUUUACGGAGAGGUCAUCCACUCCUCUGUGGUGUCUCUCUGCAACAACUAUUCAGAGGAACAAAGUGAACGGUUCUUGUUGUUGUUUCCUUUUCACCUUUUAAUCCUCUCCCUGGAUCACUCCCAAGAAGACUUCAUUUACGAGGGUAUACUUCCUGUUUCUGGCCUGUCUGUUCGAGGCGUAUCCCUGCAGCUGGAUGCGUCACAUCCAACACACAUGUUUGAAAUCACCAGUGCAAUGGUGGACUCCAAGGUGUUUACAUGUGCCAGUGCAGGAGAGUCACAGAGAUGGAUUCAGCACAUAGAAGACCGGAGAUAUGAGUCCAUGAUGCAACCCAUGAGUCCCUCCCAGUGUGCUCUUUCUUAUCUUCUGCCUUGUGAUGAAAACUGGAAAAGAGAGGAACUGAAGAAAUAUGUAAUGCAGGCCCCUAUAUGGAACUGGGAGGGCUCACCCAUACACCACAUGGGUCAGCCUGGACACACCUCCAUUGUUCACAUCAUCAACACUCAAAGACAGGGUCUCCAAGAAAGACUGAUGAUUCUCUUUCCUCAAGAUCUCCUGCUGCUUUCUGUGGACAGUAAGAGGCUGCAUAUAAAAUAUGAGGGCAGGUUGGCUAGACAGAGCAUCAAAGCAGUGGAGCGCUCAGCACUUCCUGGACGCUUAGAGUUUGAACUAAGAGGGGAGCUGCUGGAGACGCUGCAGGUCUCCUGCACCUGCGUGGAGGAUUAUCAGGCCUGGAUUUUUUAUCUGCAGCAGCCAGACAGAGACAGCCACAUUAUUAUGAGUCAGCCGCCUCCUCCCUUAGUGCCAAAGCUGCAGAGGAACAGGAAGGAGUCCCAGGAGCCGAUUUUAGCAGGCGACCAGUGUCACAUCAACGGCAGGAGCUGACCUGCAGGUCUCAGGAAAAUCUUUAAAACUGGACUGUUCAAUAUAAGUCCAAAUCAACUUUUAGAUAAAGUAUUUAUUUACUUGGAUGUUUGCCAGAAUAAGGGUGGAAAGUUCUUGUCCUAAUUUAGAUAUAAUUCGCUGAGUUGAUUAUUUGUAAGUACCGUAAAAGAAAGGUUUUACGGUACUAUUUCAUGUGUGAACAGACUGAAACCAGGUCAUGACCUGGUUUUAGAGGAGAGACGGUAAAUAUACAGAGCAGAAAGCCAGGGCUGGAAAUAUUGUACAUUUAUGUAUGUAGAACUUUACUAAUAAACAGUUUUCAAAUAAAGACUCACUUACUGAGCAAUAAACAAGAAUCAGUGUUUAUCUGAGGGUUGGAACAUUUAUAGUAGUGUACAGAAGUCCAGUGUAUAAUGGCAUUAUAUUGACAAUGGCAUCAGGGUUAAAAACCAAAAGCACCGGUGGAAACGAUUCAAAUUCAAAUGUCUCUGCAUAUAAAUUACAGUCACACAAAGAAAACAAGCCAAGUUCUAACUCUUUAUACACAACGCCAUCUACAGUAAAACACAUCAGAAUCUGGGGGAACAUAAAUACAGAUGCCACAACAGCAACAGUUUAAAUUACAACAAACAGCUAUUUGACAGAAAGUCCGAAACAUUGCAUGUGCCACUGGAAAAGUGGAUUAUAGUGGUCCAUAAACAGAUCUCAGCUCAGUCACACUGGGCUGCUCAUCAAAUAAUGCUGACUGAAAGGAGCUACAGUGGAAAAACACUGACUUAAAGCCGGGUCAGAGGUCAGAGCAUGCACAUUUUUUACUUAAGCAUCUGUGAAAGUAAAAUUUAUAUUUUUCACACAGAUUUGUAAAUGGAAUCACUUUCCAACCACACAUCAUGAGCAUAAAUGUCGUAUUAGUUUAGGAAUUCAAAUAAUUGCUUCACAAUUCUAAGAAAAGUCCAGUAGAGUCAGCUCAACCAGGGAGCGAAAUUACAACAUUUGUUACAUUUUCAGCUGGUGUGGUUUGCUUUCUCACUGCACUAUCAAACUAAAAAAAAAACCUUUGAAAAAAUAUGUUCGUCCCCCAGCCUGUGGUGGCGCUGCACCAUGAACCGCUGAAGGAAACGACACAAAAAGACACUGAGCGCAGCUCCCUUCUUCACACAAUGUAAACAAAAUCAGAUUUUAACCGUUGUAGGAUUUAUUUUUGGUAAAUGACCACAAACCAUUUCUUCUGGUGGCGCUAGACUCACACGUUUGCUUUCGUCGUAUUUACCCAGAACGCUCUGUGCUGUAGUCCAUUCCUGCUUUUGGAGCGGUUUCCAGUCCACUUGCAUUCACAUGUAUUUGAACGACACCAGAGUUCACUUCAGCUGAACCGAGACCGAGAUUUCUAGGCAGAUCAGUGUUUGAUUUUUUUGUCUGCAACAGAGUUUAAUUGCGCAUUCCCACCUCCCCAAUUUGGGGAGGUGGGGUUCUAGACAGAUUCUAGUCUGUCUAGAAUCUAGACAGACUAGAGUUUGAUUAACACGGACUAAACAGGGAAUGCACCCUAAAUCCCUACAAGGAUUGGCCCACUGGUAAAAAGUGCAUGCAAUGCUUAUACUACAUAUCCCACAAUGCUCUUCUGGUCCAUUGCUGGACAAGUCAGGCCCCAUUUACUUUAAACACUUUUCCUCGCUACUCCAAAGCAUGGACUUCAGUGACUAGGUUGUUCGGUAUGUCAGUGUUUUUCAGUCCUGGUCCUCAAGGCACAAUGCCCUGCAUGUUUUAGGCAUUUCUCUGCUUCAGCACACAGGAUUUCAAUUGAUCGCUGAUUAACAGGCUUUUACUGAAUUGUAAUCAUCUGAAAGGGAUGUGCUGAAGGGAAACAAGCAGGUCAGGGUGCCUCGAGGACCAGGGUUGGGAAACGCUGCUGUAUAUAAUGACAUAGGGUGUCAAGAUACUUAAACUGGCAGUAUAAUCAGUUCUUGGCCAAAUCAUGAAAAUGCCUAAAGUGAUGUGGGAUUUAUGGAGGUGAAUGUAUGUCAAGGUUUAAGUGGAGCUGAAUAUGUUUGUACACUUUUCAUAGCAAACACGUUAUUUUCCUUAUAUACAGUAAACAAAUAUGAAAAGGUCUACCCUAACCACCGUAUUCUGGUCCGUUCACAAAUUCUUAAAAAACAGCAAAUAUCCCACACAGGAGGUCUUUUUGUCAGUAGUAAACAGUGCAUCAUUAUUUGGGUUUUUAUUUUCAGCAGUGAAAAUUUGGCUACAAUUUACAACAGAAGGAUGAAGUGUUUGAAACUUACAAAAAA
Messenger RNA from Xiphophorus couchianus (Monterrey platyfish), 5062 nucleotides. RefSeq lists its product as uncharacterized. The transcript has 11 exons. The record is from RefSeq and is a predicted model, not a curated record. Gene Ontology annotation, molecular function: guanyl-nucleotide exchange factor activity. The coding region runs from base 1584 to 2771 and encodes 395 amino acids. Gene Ontology annotation, cellular component: cytoplasm. Lineage: Eukaryota; Metazoa; Chordata; Actinopteri; Cyprinodontiformes; Poeciliidae.